Messenger RNA from Suillus paluster, 1641 nucleotides. RefSeq lists its product as uncharacterized. The transcript has 3 exons. The coding region runs from base 1 to 1578 and encodes 525 amino acids. Lineage: Eukaryota; Fungi; Basidiomycota; Agaricomycetes; Boletales; Suillaceae. The record is from RefSeq and is a predicted model, not a curated record.
AUGCAUCGCGCUCUACUAGUCGACGAUAUCGUUCGCGCUAUCUUACAAAAUGUUACGUCGUCAGCGACAGACGUCAUAAACUUUGCAAGCACUUGCUCUGCGAUCUCUUCUCCCGCCCUCGAUACCCUCUGGUGCACACAGUCGAACUUGGGACCCCUCAUUAUGUGUCUGCCUCAAGACACCUGGAAAGUCGGAGAUGAUAAUCUCAUUCACUUUUCCCGCGAGCCGCUACCUACAGAAUGGCAGCGCGUCAGGAUGAACGCAUCAAGGAUACGCAAGCUCGUUGGCAACCUCAUUGGCCAUUCCAAGUGCCCCCCAACACCGCAUCGCCGCAUCCUACAACGACUUUUCGCCCAGUUUCCGCCCACUUCGCUCUUCCCCAACCUUAUCACAUUGGAUUUCGAAGUAGUGUUUGAUCUUGCGGAGUUUAGUUCAAACUUCUUGCUACUUCGCCAGUUCCUCUCGCCCAGAUUAGAAAUGCUGGCCUUUUCCGUACCGUUAGGCCUCCCGGCGCAUGAGGUAGGGCAAUUGGUUGAUGCCUUUCCGGUAGAAGCGUCCGGCCUGCGGCAAUUGGUGAUAUCUGCCGAUUACAGUGAUUCGCCUUGCCACAUCGACCUACCUCUCAACAAGUUGGCAAAGUUAAUUCUCCUGGACGUAAUCCGUGGUGUGUGCCUGACUGGGCAUAGCAUCGCUGAUAUCGGGCGCUUGCGUUCUCUACAAGUCCUGGCACUUACUUUGCAUGAAGGAUCCGGCGUUCUGCAGGACUCACGAUCGACGGAUACGCCAGUUGAAUUGAGCGCCCUCAACCGCCUCGGGCUCGUUGCUGAUCGCAUGCAACUUUGCACAUCCUUCCUUCUUCGCGUUAUCACCCCACACUUAUCAAGCAUUGGCAUCAAGUACACUAAAUAUGCUACACCGGCAGAAGUCGGAAACUAUAAUCGCCCCCUGUAUCAGGACCUCAACCUCUAUAGCCCACUUUCUUCCCACCUUUUCCGGCCCUUGCUUAAGUUUAGAGGGCUGAAGACUGCCAAGUUCAUAGGCAUAGGAAAAUACUGUCUUGAUGAUGCUUUCAUCGAGGAUGCUGCAGUUGCUUGGCCAGAUAUUCACGAUUUGCGGUUUGCCUCCAAGGAAACAGUCACAUCCACGGUCACCUUCGCCGCCGUGCUUUCAUUAGCCUCGCGAUGUAGAUCGCUGCGUGUCCUACAUUUAACUUUCGACGCCACCCAAAGGCCGGCACUCCCCCAUGGCAGGGAGAACGAAGACGCACCGGACGGAAACCAGCAUUUUUGGCUCAAGCAAACAGCUCUCCGAAACCUGCAGGUCGGACACUCGAAGGUGUCGACAGCGGCACUUCCCGCGUUCGUCCUGGCUGUGGUAUUUCCCAAUCUAGUUGAGAUCACCUCGUAUCAAACGCCCGGUGUUUCCCAUGAUCUUCAGUGGCAGAAAGUAGCAACAUCAUUUCGACAACUGGUGAACCUUUGGAAGAUCAAUUUACACAUGGCAGAAUCGCUGCCAAAAUUCGUACAGUCUAUGUUGGAGGAAGACUUGCCGUCAGGAUCAUUGGAGGUCUCCGUGUAGUAAACCCACUCAGGAUGUACUAUUAAUGUAAAAAAAGAUAUGGGUCCAAUUGCUGCCUCUCAG